This is a messenger RNA of Pipistrellus nathusii (Nathusius's pipistrelle), 888 nucleotides long. NCBI's taxonomy places the organism in Eukaryota, Metazoa, Chordata, Mammalia, Chiroptera, Vespertilionidae. The record is from the annotation of a GenBank genome assembly.
AUGGAGGAGCUGAAAUGUGAAUGGACAGAGCGCAUAACUGUGGCCUAUGUGAAGGGAAUCCUUCAACCCAAACCCACCUGCGACAGCUGGGACCAGAUCUGGGACUUCCGGGCCAGGCCUGACGACCUGCUCAUCUGCACCUACCCUAAAGCAGGGACAACGUGGACUCAGGAGAUAGUGGACUUGAUACUAAAUGAUGGUGAUGUUGACAGAACUCAGCGAGCACCUACUCACGUGCGGUUUCCUUUCAUCGAAUGGAUCAUCCCGUCCAUAGGAUCGGGCUUGGAACAAGCUAAUGCGAUGCCCUCGCCGAGGAUCCUGAAAACACACCUUCCCUUCCAAUUGCUGCCUCCGUCUUUCCUGGAGAAAAACUGUAAGAUAAUCUAUGUGGCGAGAAACCCCAAGGACAACCUGGUGUCUUACUACCAUUUCCACAGGAUGAAUAAAGCGCUUCCGGCCCCAGGGACCUGGGAAGAGUAUUUUGAGAGCUUUCUGACUGGGAAAGUGUGCUGGGGCUCAUGGCACGACCACGUGAAAGGAUGGUGGGAAGCCAGAGACCAACACCGCAUCCUCUACCUCUUCUACGAGGACCUGAAGACGAACCCAAAGCAUGAAAUCCGGAAGCUGGGAGAAUUUAUUGGAAAAAAGCUGGAUGACAACAUCCUAGAUAAAAUUGUCCAUCACACUUCGUUUGAUGUCAUGAAGCAAAAUCCCAUGGCAAACUACACGGCAGUUCCCGCUGAGGUCAUGGACCACUCGGUCUCUCCGUUCAUGAGGAAAGGGACCGUCGGAGACUGGAAGAAUCACUUCACCGUGGCUCAGAACGAGCGGUUUGACGAAGACUAUCAGCGGAAAAUGGCUGGGACAAGUCUAACUUUCCAGUUCUAG